Molecule: messenger RNA, 204 nt
Organism: Kwoniella botswanensis
Lineage: Eukaryota; Fungi; Basidiomycota; Tremellomycetes; Tremellales; Cryptococcaceae
Exons: 2
Coding region: 1-204 (67 amino acids)
Source: RefSeq, a predicted model, not a curated record
AUGGAUCCUGCUCGAAUCCAUCAUACUCCAGACAACGCUCAAACCCAAGUCUCUUCCCGGAUGACCCGUUCACCUCCAACGUUGAUUCCUCCAAAUUAUCAGAACACAACUACCCUUUCCUGCUUCGCCAAACCUAUACCGCCAGAUAAGAAUCAGGGUAUAUGCUCUUAUACCGGUAAGUACAGGUAUCAUCCAUUCUUCUAA